AUGACUAAAAGGAGACAAGUUAGCCCAAACAAUGAGGCUUUAUUAGUAGAAAGUGACAAGGAUUUGGAAACUAAGUACUCAAUUAGCAAUUUUGACAGUAUUCUACUGGCAUGGGAUUUUUUUCAAGACAUAAAGGAGGAGACGUUUGGUACAGAGAGACCUGAGAUUGUAAAUUCUUUUGAUAUUUCUGGAGAAGUUUGCCAAGUUAGGGAUAACCCAACCAGGUUUGUUACUUCUAAGGAAUAUUUAGAUUACUUUUUUCCACUUUUUCUAUUGGAAUGUCAACAAUCUAUCCAAAGAGCCAAGCAAAUAGAGAUGAGUGACUUUGAUACUUUUUUACUCAAAGAUAUCAGGACUAAUAAUUCAAAUAAGAUGGAAGAGUCAAAUUUUUUGACUUUGGUCUUUGAAAGAAGAAGGAGUGAAGAGUUAAUAUAUUUUUCUUCACAGGACUUGGUUCUGAUAGUAUUUGAUCCUGAGUUUAAACCAGGAGAAUUUGAGGAUAAUUUGAAGCACGUAAUAGGUGUGGUUCAAGGUUCAAAUUCGAAUGGAAAGAUAACUAUCACAGUCCUAAAUCCCAAUUACUAUGUGGAUGAUAAAACUAUGAAGAGGAAGUUGGCAUCUUUUACUAGUUCAGAGAGGUUGGCUUCUAGAAUGAGGUAUUUUAGUGAUUCUUUGGGAAAUAAGGAAUCUGGGUCAGAUAAAAGUACUACUUUGACACCAAGUUCUUCUCAAGUUUGGAAUUUAUCAAGAAUUACUUCAUUCUCAACUAAUUAUAGAGAACUUAGUGGUUUAUUUUCACUUCCUGAGCUUUUACUGAAGGAUGACCUCCUUUGCAGAGGCCGAAAAUGUGAGCAUAACAUGAAGAUUCCCAUGUUAUUACACGAAAAGUUAGAUGAAAAAUAUAAUCCCUCUCAAAUGAGCGCAUUAAGUGAAUGCCUUAAAUAUAGUGGAAUAAGUCUUAUUCAAGGGCCUCCUGGAACAGGAAAAACUACUACAAUUAUUGGAAUUAUUAGUGCUCUUUUAUCAUCAACAUUUGAAGUAAAGAAUACCUCAGGAGACACAGAUGAUGGGGAAAAUGUUGAAACUAAGAAAAGGAAGUCAGAGGAAGAAAAUGUCUCAGAAAUGUACAAACAAAUUUUCAAAGCCAAACCUUGGUGUUACGAUCCUGAUUAUGUGCCUUGGUAUGAUUCAGAAAUGAAGAGCCUCAGGGUCUACAGACAAGACAAAGUUGAAAUCAAGAAGGUGACUUUAGAUACUAGUAGUAGGAAAAUGGGACCUCGAAAAUUGCUUGUUUGUGCUCCCUCUAAUGCUGCCAUUGAUGCAAUUGUCAGAAAAUUGGUCAGAAACCCCACAACUGGAGAAGGUGGUAUUUUGGACAAUACCGGUAAUUAUUAUUCUCCUACAUUGGUUAGGGCGGGCCCUAACUUUCACCCAGAUUUGCAUGACUUAAGUUUAGAGUAUAAGCUACAACAAAGACUACAAAGAAAUGGUUUUGAUCCAAAGAACUGCAAACAGGAGAUACGACAACAAACUCAAUGGAAGAUUUUGCAGGAAUCUCAGAUUGUCUGUGCAACUCUUUCAGUAUGUGGGAGUAAGGAACUGAUUUCAAUACUCAAUCAAAAUAGUAGAAUGCAGGCGGCUGGGGGUGGGGACAAGGAUGCAUUAUCAUUUGAUACUGUUAUAAUAGACGAAGCUUCUCAGGGUGUAGAACUAUCUACUUUAAUCCCACUGAAGCUUGGAUGUAAAAGGUUGAUAUUGGUUGGAGAUCCAAAACAGCUUCCAGCAACAGUCCUUUCACGACGUGCAAUAGAACGAAAAUAUGACAUUUCUCUUUUCCAGAGGCUUCAAAUGAGUGGGCACCAGGUAAUAAUGUUGAGUGUUCAGUACAGAAUGCAUCCACAAAUUUCUGCCUUUCCUUCAAAACAUUUUUACGAUGGAGAGUUGCAUGAUUACAAGGAUAUACUAAAGACAAGAGCUCCAGUUGUACCUUGGGAUGAGAUCCCAAUAUUUAAACCUUUCACUUUCUUUUCAGUGAACUCGGAGGAAGAACAGGGGAAAUCCAUUUCAAAUCCGGUAGAGGCAGACUUUGUUUGCCAGAUAUUGGAACUACUGGGGUUAAUUCUUUAUGAGAAUCAGAAGAAACAGACAGAGGAUACAGAGUUGAGUGAACCUAAAAGGCAAUGGUAUGAAAGGAUUGCAGUAAUUUCUCCAUAUAAUGAACAAGUUAAGAUUAUUAGGAAAAAGAUUAAGGAGAAAUUUGGGCUGAACCCUGAAACUAUUUGCCCUAUAGAUGUUUCAACUGUAGAUGGGUUUCAAGGUCAAGAAAAAGAUUUCAUAGUAUUUUCAGUUGUAAGAUCUCAGUAUAUAGAAGAAGAUUCAUUAGAUAAUGCUUAUAAUAGGAGGACAAACGCAGGUUUUAUUGCAGAUAGAAGACGUAUAAAUGUAGCUUUAACAAGAGCGAAACAUAAUUUAUGGAUUGUGGGGAACAGUAGAUACCUUCUUGGAAACCCAGAAUGGCGAAGUCUUUGGGACUAUGCUUGCAAAAAUAAUUCCCAGUUUUCUGUAGAUUUUAAGAGAGUUGGACCCAUGGAAAACUAUUUAAAGCUUUGGUUGUAUGGAUUUCUACAACGCAAAGAGUCAUGCAGAAAUGCUCUUCGCCAAGUUGCUCCAGAAUUUAUUCACAAUCUUACUCUUGACUGCUCAAUAUUUGAAAAAAAUAAAGAUGCUUUAAGCUCAGUGUCAGAAACCAAGGCAAAGGUGGAUUCCUCGUUCUUUGUUGAUCUUAAAGAAGACAAAUUGGGCUAUGAAUCAAAGAAUAAAAGGGGUUCCAAAGUUUUUCAGACUGACUCAAAACCAAUAGAGGUAGAAGAAAAUGGGGUGAUUCACAAGUUUAGAAAUUUUGAUCUUGAUCUUUUCUGUGAUAUCAACGAAUACGAGUCCAGUAAAAAUAACGAUUUAGAUUCUGAGAAUGCUGAGUAA
Molecule: messenger RNA, 2979 nt
Organism: Cryptosporidium ubiquitum
Lineage: Eukaryota; Apicomplexa; Conoidasida; Eucoccidiorida; Cryptosporidiidae
Product: RNA helicase
Exons: 1
Coding region: 1-2979 (992 amino acids)
Molecular function (GO): ATP hydrolysis activity; helicase activity
Source: RefSeq, a predicted model, not a curated record